AUGUUCACAGUAAAGGCAACUUAUCGAAACGAGACUCGCAAGUUUUCUUUCUCAGGGACUGUCUUGUUCCCCACAUACGAGGAGCUUUACCAGCAGCUGUAUCGCAUAUUUCCUAUAAGCCAUAAUUAUUAUCUUUCUAAACUCAUUUUCUCUCCUGACGUGUCGAAGACGUCUCGUAUUCUAAUUGGAAAAGAAGUCCAUAACGCAGAGGAGUAUAACACUCGUAUUGCCCCUUUACGCAGGCGCUGGCCCAACCCACUGCUCAGGUUCUCUAUCUUCGACGAGACUCCCCACAAAGCACCCAGCGCAACGGUCGAAGAUUCUCGGGAGGUUCCUAAUCCUUUGUCCUUCAUGGCGAUUCCUCCGCCUCCUACACUUUUGUCGACUCCUGCACCACCCAAUUCGUCAUCCGCGUCAUCUUUCGAUACACGUUUCCAGGAGUUUCUAUCAUUCAAGGCGGCUCAUCCACCGCCACCUUCUUCUAGACCACUUCCUACCCUUGAAGGUAGUUUUCUUGCGCCUCAAAUCCCGCCUUCGUUCAUUUCGCCGCCACCACCUAUCAUAUUCUCAGAACCGCCUACUCUCUCUAGGCAUCCCUCUCUUCCAAGUCUUCCUUCUCUCUCGUAUCAAGCGGCCUCCCCUAAGUCAUGUUGCUCAGUCGCCAAAGGGAAGUCGGAAAUGGAAACCUUAUUGACAUCUUUCAGGAAAGAUAUUGAUCGUAUCAUACUCGAUACUUUUGGCGCGUGCAAUGCUUCAGCACAAGUCGAUACAUCUCAUCGGCAGACCCCUUUUGGAGCGGGAACAUCCAACGAGGCUCCUCAUGCUUCGUCAGAGGCGUCGUUCAACACAAUGAACGUCUCAAUGGAACCUCUUUCAUCACAUUGGUGUUUCGUCUGCAGGAACGAGUUUUCUGGAAGCUGGUAUGGGUGUGUGAAAUGCCCAUGGCACUAUGUUUGUCCAAGCUGUUUUUCCAAAUCUGGUGCUAUGCACACGUUCAGUUUGGGGCCAACUCACGUUGUCCAGCAGCAUGAAACUGUACCGUCAAUCGCCACCACACCGUCAGCCGCGGAAAUAUCUGUAGAGUCUCAGUCUACCGGAACUGAGCUUGCCGAUGCUGAGCCUAGUCAAAACCCGCCUGUCAUUCACCGAAAUAUUCUUUGUGACAACUGCAACGAAAUAAUUGUUGGUGUCAGACGUAAAUGCCUGGAUUGUCCUGAUUAUGAUCUAUGCACGCCCUGUAUUGAGUCAGGUGCUGCAGAGAGGCACAACCCGUUCCAUGAGUUCUUCGACAUUGAAAUACCCGGACGAGUGCUCGUUCAUACGGUCUUUAGUGGAAGCGGGGAGCGUGAUGUUUCCCCAAAUAGUGGUAGUGCCAUAGCAGAUAGUCCUCGCACUUCCGAGGUGACGCCAGUGAGCACCAUAGAGACUAUUCGUCAUUGCGCGGCUUGCAACCUGUGUGACUCUCCCAUUGUUGGUGAUCGCUUCGUGAGUCAGCUUUCUGCAUCCCACUUUCUUACCACUCAUGGUUACCCAGAAAUUAUGGUCAGCAUUGACACUUUUGUGAUCAGGAUUACUGGAGAGCAACAUCCUUAUCACGGCUUUGUGCGGGUGAGCAAGCCGAGCGACCUCGUGAUGCGCAAUGCAGUGACCAACAGAACUACUCAUUACGCGACGUGUGAUGCUUGCCGCGAGACUAUUCGUGGUGUCCGUUAUAAGUGCAUGCACCCUAGUUGUCCGGAUUUCGACCUGUGUCAGAAUUGCGAAGCUCUCCCUAUCCCGGUCCACCCUUCUCUUCAUCCGUUAUUGAAGAUGAAGACUCCAGACACGGUCAUUCCUACCGUGUACAGAGUCGGGAUGACCAAUCUCAUCCAUUCUCGAAGGACAUCUCAGGGGAGCACUCCUCCCGAGACUUUUAAACCUCGUCCUCCGAAAUCUCCGUCCGUUUCUGUAUCACGCACAUCCUCCGAGAUUUCUGUGAAAAAAGAAGAGGAGCCCUCUCUUGUUCCCGAGUCUCUGAGUCCCCUUGCUAUCUUAGCACAGUGCCCCGAUUGCGUCAGUGAAAACUCUGUCGCCUCUUGGGGUUAUGGUCUAACUCCUGCUAAAUUACCGCAACCCCCACAGUCUGUCACUCCUAACUGCAAAGAACCUUCCUCGUCUCCCACCAGAUUAAGUACCAGCUCCUGCUACCAGCCUUCCACUGUUGAUCGCGAACAAUCGACCUCGCCUUACAGCAACUUGGUCCAGACGAUCGAUCGCUCUUCCGUUGAGGUGAACUCGCCACCCCUCGACCUGAACCCUUCACUCGAUAUCUUUCGUGAAGUUUGGCCAAAAGUGAAUCGAGAAAUGAAACACCUCGCUGAAGCAAGACAAAUAGACGUAAAUUCGCCUAGUUCUGUGGCCGGCUCCGACAAAGCCAUUGAAACCGAUCUGGGAAAGCUGGCGGAAUCCACGACUUCUCCUGUCAAAGCAAUUUUCCCUACAGAAUCUGUGGAGUCACUCCUCAAGGAAGAGUCGCCUGUUAUCCCGACGCUGUCUUUUGAUGUUCCACCGAUGGAUUUUGCUGGACUUCUACGUGGUUUCCGUACACCGUCCCCUGUCGCUUCUAAAGCACCUUCUCCAUCCACUACAACUUUUUCUUCGCUCCCUGAUAGCGUCACAGAUGAACAAGCCACUACUACGCCCCAACAGGCGGGAAUUACACCUUUCAGCUGUGCUUUUGUAUCCGACACGACAGUUCCUAGCGGUCAGAUUUUUCCACCUGGUGCUGAGUUCGUUAAGUCCUGGCGGAUGUUAAACGAUGGGGACAAGGCUUGGCCAGAGACGACUCAGAUUCACUUCGUUGCGGGGGAGUCUUUCUCACCUGGAGCUGACUCUUCGAUGGUUGUCAAAGUAGGACGUGUUGAUCCUGGUGAAGCUCUUGAUGUGUGGACCGGUGACCUGAAGGCACCCGAUGCUCCUGGUAGAUAUGUCAGUUACUGGAAGUUGACGGACGGUGCUGGGGAAAUGUUUGGUCCUAGUGUUUGGAUUGACGUUACUGUCACCGAGCCUCGUCAGUCAGCUGAUGAAGCUGACGAUGAUUCUUUGGCAUCAUCCUCUAUGGUCAUGCCAAAGUCAUCAUCUGACAAUAGGUCUGCUCAUUCUGUCGGACCCCUUGGUCACUUAUUUGAACCGUCAUAUCCUUCAACGUCCAAACCUACGACGGACGGGACGGACGAUGGGGCCUCUGAUGGAUCGUCAGUAUCAUUGGUCAGCGUUCCUUCGUCUGAUGACUAUGGAUCCGACUGGCAGGAUACGCAUUCCCAGCCUGAGAAUCUUGAGUACGUUGUGCUAUAUGACAGCAAUGGCUCAGAGGAUGAAUAA
Suillus plorans is the source of this 3360-nucleotide messenger RNA. RefSeq lists its product as uncharacterized. The record is from RefSeq and is a predicted model, not a curated record. The transcript has 11 exons. NCBI's taxonomy places the organism in Eukaryota, Fungi, Basidiomycota, Agaricomycetes, Boletales, Suillaceae. Gene Ontology annotation, molecular function: zinc ion binding. The coding region runs from base 1 to 3360 and encodes 1119 amino acids.